This is a messenger RNA of Rotaria sordida, 831 nucleotides long. The record is from the annotation of a GenBank genome assembly. NCBI's taxonomy places the organism in Eukaryota, Metazoa, Rotifera, Eurotatoria, Philodinida, Philodinidae.
AUGACUAAUGUAAAAUUUGAAAUACCUAUAAAAAUCCCAAAAUCGAGUCAAACACUAGGUGACAAUGCACUUCGCAUUGUUGUUAGUUAUUGUACCUGGUUAACAUUGUUCUUUUUUAUGGGAUGGAUUUCAAAACAUCUAAUACCUAAAGUUCGAACAUUAAAACCAAAAGAACGAAUGUUUUGGAAAUUAGCAAUGGUUCGAGCAGUAUCUGGAUCAUUAUCAAUUUGGGCUGUCUAUCUUGUUUUUAUUGAUGAAAAGGUUAGACGUGAUUUUUCAGUAGCAACAACAGAUGAAUCAUGGGCAUUUGUAACUAUUUUAUUUGGUUUUUUCAUAUUUGAAGAACUUACAUUAAUUUUUUUUGAUAUAAAAUAUCAUACUUUUUCAAAAGAAUUACAUUUGCAUCAUAUUUUUGCAUUUAAUGGUUACUUGUUUGCUGCAUAUUAUAAUUGUGGUCAUUAUUAUGCAUUAAAAGGAUUUAUGCUUGAAGCAAGUACACCAUUUUCAUGUGUUUGUUGGUGUUUAUUAAAAUUAAAAUUGGAAAAAACAAAAGUUUGGAAAAUUAAUCAAUGGAUAUUGAUUAAUGUUUUCCAUUUUCGUACAUUUCUUGAAAUAUUAUGGUGGAUUGAUAUCUAUCAUGAUUGGAAUAAUAUUAAACAAAAUCUUCCAGUAGCAUUUACAAUUAAUAUGCUAGUCGGUCUUAUAACUAUUAGUUGUUGGUUAACACCUUAUUGGACGUAUAAAAAAACAGUGCAAUAUUUUCAUCCAACAGAUUGGAAUGUUGAAGGUCGAAAACAAAAAGCUGAUGAUGAAAUUGAUAAGACAUCAUAG